Dipodomys ordii (Ord's kangaroo rat) is the source of this 3373-nucleotide messenger RNA. RefSeq names its product gem (nuclear organelle) associated protein 4 (gene Gemin4). The record is from RefSeq and is a predicted model, not a curated record. Gene Ontology annotation, cellular component: SMN complex. Gene Ontology annotation, biological process: rRNA processing; spliceosomal snRNP assembly. The transcript has 2 exons. Bases 22 to 3198 code for a protein of 1058 amino acids. NCBI's taxonomy places the organism in Eukaryota, Metazoa, Chordata, Mammalia, Rodentia, Heteromyidae.
GCCGCCACCAGCGUCGCCGCCAUGGACCUAGGACCCUUGAAUAUCUGUGAAGAAAUGACAAUUCUGCAUGGGGGCUUCUUGCUGGCCGAGCAGUUAUUCCGCCCUAAAGCACUGGCGCAGUUGACCAAGUCUGACUGGGAACAUGUUGGGCAGCCCAUUGUGGAGGCCUUGAAGGAGAUUUCCUCAGCAACAGCACAUUCCCAGCCAUUUGCCUGGAAGAAGAAAGCUCUGAUCAUCAUCUGGGCCAAGAUCCUUCAGCCCUACCCCGUUAGCCCUUCUGACACUGAAACCCAGUGGCAGGAGGAUGUGUUCUUUUCAGUGGGUAACAUGAUCCCAAAUAUCAACCACACAGUCCUUUUUGAGCUGCUCAAAUCUCUGGAAGCUUCUGGUCUCUUUAUCCAACUCCUGAUGGCCCUGCCCACCACCAUCUGCCGCACCGAACUAGAGCACUUUUUGGAGCACAUGACUGUUGACACUUCUUCCAAGGAUGUGGCCUUCUUCCUAGACGUCUGGUGGGAAAUGAUGAAACAUAAGGGCAAUCAGCAAGACCCUCUGCUAUCGCAGUUUACAAUAAUGGCUCAUAAGUACUUGCCCUCUUCGGAUGAGUUUUCCCAUCCUCCAAAGAGAUUUAAGUCAGACCCAGAUGUGUGUCCCACCAUGCCUCUAUUGGCCAUGCUGCUUAAUGGACUGAAGAAAAUCCAGAAGAGAAUCCUGUGUCUUGGGAUGAAGUGCUGUGCACUAGCCAACUUGGCCGACAUGCUGACAGUAUUUGCCCUUAUGGACGAUGACCCCCAGGAAGUGUCUGCAACCAUGUAUCUAGACAAACUAGCCACAGUGAUCUCUGUGUGGAACUCAGACACUCAGAACCCAUACCAUCAGCAGGCACUGGCAGAGAAGGUAAAGGAAGCAGAGCGGGAUGUCAGCCUGACCUCACUGGCCAAACUCCCCAGCGAGACCAUUUUUGUUGGGUUUGAGUUCAUGCACAGUCUGCUGCAGGAGUGGGGGGAGGAGCUACAGGUCAUGCUCAACAGUAGUCAGGGCACCAACUACGAUAGCUACCGGUUGUGUGACAGUUUGACUUCCUUCAGCCAGAACUUGAAGCUCUACCUGGAUACCACCAGCUUGUCCAAGGAGGAGAGACAAGUGGUCUCUGAGCUGGCUGAAUGUGUUAAAGAUUUCCUGCAGAAAACCAGCAGGGUGUUGAACAACAAGAGCGUUGAGGACAUCACAGCCUCCAUCACCAUGGCCAUCAUUGAGCAGAAGAUGGACCGGCAUAUGGAAAUGUGUUACAUUUUUGCUUCUGAGAAGAAGUGGGCCUUCUCUGAUGAGUGGGUGGCCUGCCUUGUUAGUAACAGGGCUCUCUUCCGAGAGCCAGACUUGGUUUUGAGGCUACUGGAAACAGUAAUGGAAGUCACCAUGACCGACAGAAACAUCCCCCAGUCUCAGAUCAAACAGGUGAUUGGCCUGAUCUUAGAAUGCUAUGCAGACCUCUCACUGCCAGACAAAAACAAAGUGCUCUCAGGUGUUCUGCACUGCUGGGGACGAAAGGGUCUCUCUGAAAGAUUGCUAGAUUACUUGGAGGGUUUUCAGGAAGACCUCAAUAUGACAUUUAACCAGCUCACACAGAGUACCUCGGAGCAGGGCUUGGCUAAAGCUGUGGCAUCUGUGGCCCGUCUGGUAAUACUACACCCUGAAGUCACGGUAAAGAAGAUGUGCAGCAUGGCUGUGAUCAACCUUGGUACCCACAGGUUCCUGGCUCAGAUUCUCACCGCCUUCCCAGCCCUUAGGUUCACAGAAGAGCAAGGGCCAAAUUCAUCCACCACUUUCGUGGUGUCAUGCCUCAAAGAAACCGUCUGGACAAAGUUUUCUACACCCAAGGAAGAAAAGCAAUUUUUAGAACUCCUGAGCUGCCUGAUGAGUCCUGUGAAGCCCCAGGGGAUCCCAGUCGCUGCACUUCUGGAACCUGACGAGGUGCUGAGGGAAUUUGUCCUGCCUUUCCUGAUGCUGGAUGUCGAAGUGGUAGACCUCAGUCUGAAGAUCUUCAUCCAGACCAUUGAAGCCGAUGCAGGCUUAGAGGAAUACUGGCUCCAGACCUGUUCCCCGUUCCCCAUCCUCUUCAGUUUGUGCCAGCUCCUGGACAGCUUCACCAAGUACUGGCAGCUCCCUCAGGAGAAGCGGAGCCUCCCUCUAGAUGGAAAGGAUCUAGUGAUCCGCAUCCUGGAGCUCCUCUGUGCGAUUGUGUUAGGCAAUGCAGAGACCUUCUCCCCCGAUACCUGGAUCAAGUCCUUGUCCUGGCUCCACCGGAAGUUGGAGCAGCUAGACUGGACUGUGGGCCUGAGACUGAAGAACUUCUUCGAGGGCCACUUCAAAUGUGAAGUGCCAGCCACACUUUUUGAGAUCUGUAAGCUUUCUGAGGCAGAGUGGACCUCCCAGGCCCACCCUGGCUACGGGCCUGGGACAGGGCUGCUUGCAUGGAUGGAGUGCUGCUACAUUUCCAGCAGCAUCUCUGAGCAGAUGCUCUCAGUCCUGGUGGUGGAUGUGAGCAAUCCUGAGGAAGUCAGAUUGUUCAGCAAGGGCUUUCUGGUGGCCCUGGUGCAAGUCAUGCCCUGGUGCAGCCCCCAGGAAUGGCAGUGCCUUCAUCAGCUGACCAGGAGACUGUUAGAGAAACAGCUCCUCCAUGUCCCUUACACCCUGGAAUACAUUCAGUUUGUUCCACUGCUCAACCUGAAGCCCUUUGCCCAGGAGCUCCAGCUCUCUGUCCUCUUCCUGAGAGCUUUCCAGUUUCUCUGCAGCCAGAGCUGUCGUAACUGGCUUCCCAUGGAAGGCUGGAGCCAUGUGGUCAAACUCCUCUGUGGCAGUCUGACCAAUCUCCUGGACUCAGUUAGGUUGAUACAGUCGGGGGGGCCCUGGGCCCAAGGGCAAGACCAGGACCUGACUCAGGAAGCCCUAUUCGUUUAUACCCAGAUGUUCUGUCAUGUUCUGCACAUCAUGGCCAUGCUCCAGCAAGAGGUCUGUGAACCACUCUACGUGUUGGCCUUAGAAAUACUUACCUGCUAUGAAACCCUAAGCAAGACCAACCCUUCUAUUAGCUCCUUGCUCCAGAAGGUAAAUGAGCAGCGCUUCUUAAAGUCUAUUGCCGAGAACAUUAGCCCUGAGGAACGGCGUCAAACCCUGUUGCAGAAGAUCAGCAACUUCUGAUCUUUAUGGGGCAGAAAAUAGCUUCGCUAUGGUGCUUCUGUGGACUCUGGAGUUGAGAAACAAACUUUUUUGUGAAAUUGUACACAGGCUAGAAGGUAUAUGGCAAUAGCAGUAAAAGAAAAUAGUUUCUUAGGUAUUUAUAACAUACAGACUAUAAUAAAAUUCUCUUGAAUUU